Molecule: messenger RNA, 1189 nt
Organism: Closterium sp. Naga37s-1
Lineage: Eukaryota; Viridiplantae; Streptophyta; Zygnematophyceae; Desmidiales; Closteriaceae
Source: the annotation of a GenBank genome assembly
AUGGCUCCGCCGCGGCCCGACGACUCCAGGGUGAAGAAGCAGUUCGGUUUUCCGCUCUUCUGCGGCGCGUGGGCGCCCACGAAAGGCCCCAGGGCGGGCUCGCAGGGCGAGGAGGGGCUGGUGGUGCUGGCGGGGGGCGGCGGCGCGGGGCGGCACGGCAUCAAGAGCAAGAUCAUCGCGUGCAAGUACAGCUUCGCGGCCGAUGAGCUCUCGGAGCCCAGUCUCUUCCAAGUGACGCCAGGGGAGGGCGAGGGUGGCACAGCGGGCAAGGCAGAGGAAGCGGAGGGGAAGGAGGGAGGCGCAGGGGCGGAGAGGGGAGAGGAGGUGGUUGCGGCGAGAAGGGUGAGUGAAGAGGCUGUGCCUCUGGAGCAGCUGCAGCUGGUGCCGAGCGAUGUGCGCCUCAAAUGGCUGGGACCAGGGGAGGAGGAGGAGAUGGGGGAGGAAAAAGGGGAGGGAGUUGGGGGAGAAGGGAAAGGGGCGGGCGAGGGAGGCAACGGGAAUGGGGGAAAGGAGGAGGAAAAGGGGAAAGGGGAGGAAGGGGAGACGGCAGCGGAGGUGAAGUGUUUGCUGUUCAGUGCGGAUGGGUGCAGAGUGGUGGCGGGGAGUGAGGAUGGGCGUGUGCGGGUGUUUGAGUGGCCUAGCAUGGACGUUCUGAUGGACGUGCCUCGAGCCCACACCUCCUCCCUCAGAGAUGCCGAUAUCAAUCUGGACAGCUCAUUAGUGGCCACCACGGCAGACGCGGGCCCUCUGAGGGUGUGGAGCGUGCGCAAGGGGACAGCACUUGCCACCCUCUCCAUUGCUGAGGGCGGGGCGCGCUUUGGGCUGUGCCGCUUCUCCCGCGACCCCAGCAAGCCGGUGCUCUACUCCACCUGCGUUAAGAGUGGCAAGGGGUGGGUGGUGGUGUGGGAGACGGCAGCAUGGAAGCGGGUGGCAGUGAGGAAGAUUCACAACGACCCCAUCUCCGCCUUUGCUAUCAGCCCCGACUCCUCUCUGCUUGCCACGGGCACACCAGAGGGCAACGUGUUCAUAGUGGAUGCGCGCACGCUGAGUGUGAGGCAGAGAGUGGUGGGGGCGCACCUGGUCUUUGUCACGGCGCUCGACUUCUCGCCCAACUCCAGGGCGCUGCUGUCAGUGUCAGGUGACUCCAGUGCGCGAGUCACCGCUGUCGCUGCCAAGCCCGCCGGCCAAG